Molecule: messenger RNA, 951 nt
Organism: Melampsora larici-populina 98AG31
Lineage: Eukaryota; Fungi; Basidiomycota; Pucciniomycetes; Pucciniales; Melampsoraceae
Exons: 5
Source: RefSeq, a predicted model, not a curated record
GGACGACAUCAUACUAUCAGUAUAGCUCUUCCUAGCAGUAUCGUCAACAAUGCUCAAACUUGGGAGUUGAAGACAGCGUUGGUUGGACAGAUUGCCAGGGCUUGCGCCAUUUUCAGCGUGGACGAGAUCGUCAUAUUCGAAGAAACUUUACCUGCAGAUAGCGCAAUAGCGCCUUCAAAUUAUGUUCGUGGAAAAUACCGAGACGUCGAUGAAGGCCAGCAGAGCGAAGAGCCAUUUCAGCCCAGUCAGUUUAUGGCUCGUAUUCUCGAGUAUCUCGAAUGUCCCCAAUAUCUGCGCAAGUCCUUGUUUCCUUUACAUCCAGAUCUGCGAUUGGCGGGCUUGCUCCCUCCGCUUGAUCUUCCCCAUCACUUCAGGCGUGAUCAUCAAACACCUUGGCGGGAGGGAUGUGUUCUUCCUCGAGAAAAAGCCGACAAUUACCUUGCCGGAAAUAAGCCCAAUAAAAGAAAGAAAGACGGUCAAUCACCAACGGUUUGGGUAGAUGUCGGACUCGCUGAACCAGUUGAGGUGAAACUUGACCCUGCUCGUAUAGUUUCCCCGCGCCAACCGACCGAAACAUCUGGAACCUAUUGGGGUUAUUCAGUUCGCCUCGCGACUAGUAUCUCUAAGGUAUUCACUGAAUCCCCGUAUCUCAAGACAGGUGGGUAUGAUUUGACGAUCGGCACAAGUGAGCGAGGCCAGAACAUCACCGAAGCGUUACAGGAUAUGGGUUCUUUCAAACAUCUGCUGCUAGCUUUCGGAGGAUUAUCCGGCUUAGAGCUUUGCAUCGCCUCCGAUGAAACACUGACGCCGAAUUUGAGCGCUGAAGAUGCCUCACUUUUGUUCGAUCACUGGGUCAAUACCUUGCCUCACCAAGGUAGUCGAACGGUACGAACGGAAGAGGCACUGUUGGUAAGCUUAGGGGCUAUGAGAAGCUUAUUUCUCAGGAGUUGA